AUGACGCUCUCCCCGCCCCUCAAUGGCCUGAAGGUCAUGGAAUUCGCCGGCCUAGCACCAGGCCCCUUCGCAGGCAUGAUGUGCGCAGACUUCGGCGCCACAGUCCUGCGCAUCGACCGCGCACAAUCCAACACCAUAGCCCCCACCCCCGACACUCUCACCCGACGCAAGCACUCCAUAUGCGUCAACACGAAGCGGCGCGAAGGCGUCGAGCUGCUCAAAGCCAUGAUCCCCACCAUGGACAUCCUCAUCGAGCCCUUCCGGCCCGGCGUGAUGGAGAAGAUGGGUCUGGGGCCCGAGGUGCUGAUGCGACUGAAUCCGCGCUUGAUCUACGCGCGCAUGACGGGCUUCCGGCGCGACGGGAAGUACGCGAGUAUGGCGGGGCAUGAUAUCAAUUACAUCGCUGUGUCGGGGGCUUUGUCGAUGCUGGGGAGGAAGGAUGAGACGCCGUAUGCUCCGGGGAAUAUUCUGGGGGAUUUUGGUGGUGGAGGACUGGUGUGCUUUUUGGGGAUUGUGUUGGCUGUUGCGAGUCGCGAACGCACGGGGUAUGGGCAGGUGGUGGAGGCGAAUAUGGUGGAUGGGGCUGCGUAUCUCGCUACCAUGCCUCGACUUUCACAGAAGGGCCCUUCAUGGAGUGCGCCCCGAGGGACAAAUUUGUUGGACGGCGGAGCGCCGUUUUACGAUACUUAUGUCACCAAGGACGGCGGGUACAUGGCUGUGGGCGCCCUGGAGCCGCAGUUUUUCGCAGCCUUGUUGAAGGGGCUCGAGAUUGACGAAAAGUCGAUUGGCGGGAACAGGCUGGACAAAAAGACAUGGGAGAAACAAAAGAAGAUGUACACGGACAAGUUCAAGUCGAAGACGAGAGCGGAGUGGGAGAAGGUGUUCGACGGCACAGAUGCGUGUUGCACCCCCAUCCUAACGAAUGCGGAACUGGAGAAGGCCGGUUUCGAUCAUCGGCCAAUCGUUCAUCUGAACGGCACGCCUGCAAUGGCGAUCCAUGACGGCGAUCCCGAUGAUCGACCGGCGAGACAAGGCCAGGGGUUGGGAAUCGAGGGCAGUGGAUGGGAUGUCAAGGGAUUGAAGCCUGGUGACGGUGGCGAGGAGAUCCUGGCAAUCUGGAUGGGGUGGCAGAAGGGUCGGCAUUACGUUGAGAAGGAUGGAGGGUAUGAGCACGUGGAGGCGGGGCUGCGGCCGAAGAUAUGA
Messenger RNA from Neohortaea acidophila, 1203 nucleotides. RefSeq names its product CoA-transferase family III domain-containing protein. The transcript is spliced from 2 exons. The record is from RefSeq and is a predicted model, not a curated record. The coding region runs from base 1 to 1203 and encodes 400 amino acids. Gene Ontology annotation, molecular function: catalytic activity. NCBI's taxonomy places the organism in Eukaryota, Fungi, Ascomycota, Dothideomycetes, Mycosphaerellales, Teratosphaeriaceae.